This is a messenger RNA of Pristis pectinata (smalltooth sawfish), 3552 nucleotides long. RefSeq names its product anti-Mullerian hormone (gene amh). Gene Ontology annotation, biological process: gonad development. The transcript has 5 exons. The coding region runs from base 56 to 2101 and encodes 681 amino acids. The record is from RefSeq and is a predicted model, not a curated record. Lineage: Eukaryota; Metazoa; Chordata; Chondrichthyes; Rhinopristiformes; Pristidae. Gene Ontology annotation, molecular function: growth factor activity.
ACAAAGCCAACACUUGCAUUGCAUUCCUUCAGUCCUCGACAAAGCCAGAUCAAUCAUGGAAGCUGUGUCAACUUUUGUGGUCUCUCACUUUCUCUUUUUGCUAAUUUGCGCACAUCCUGUGGAACGGAACAUCAGGAGAGUGUACGAAAAUGUGGAGGAUUCAACCGGCAGCCAGUCAAAUGAUUUUUCUGACCUCCAUUCGGCCAAAGCACAAGAAAACUGCUCUGCUGACAGUGAGUCUAUGUGUGACAUAAAAUCACUUGCUGCAAUAGGAACGGGGGCAAGAGUCUUACAACCAUCAAAUAAGGACAAUAAAAUUACCUUGAGCAUGCUCUCUUCUAAGGGAGAACCAACAAAUGCAAACAGACAUCAAGAGUUGGACAAGAGCACUAAACAGAAACAUCCGAGUGCUUUUAAAGAGCCAGUGUGUCGACUGCAAAGUGAUGAGCAAAGCAUUAAUUACCUCGAAGUGAUCGGUGCCACGACUGGAUAUGAACGCAGUUUCAUUGAAGAUAUGGUUCUGUACAAUGACAGCCAUGUGGCCCAGUUUGGGAUCUGUUCUGCUGCAAAUCAAAAACAAAGCACUAUGCUCCUUCUUAGAAAUUUUGCAUUUCAUAUAAAAGCUGGUGCAGAACUGGUGAAGCUGAUGGUACUGCAUCUUUCUGAAGUAAACUGGAAAGGAUACAAUCUGCAGCUCCAGUUUAAGAUGGCAUUGGAAAGGGACCUGCUUCAGCUGAUAGAGGAAUCAGAGAUGUGUCUGCUGGUGUUUUAUCUUGGCCGAAGCCAAGGUUAUAUCUUUGAAAAUGAAAGAGGAUUCAGAUUCAAUGAAGUUCAUUUGGAGGAAUAUCAGACUGUCUGCAUUAACGAAGAGACAAAGUAUGUUGUUCUGAGAAUUAGAGGAGUUGCUGGAAAAUGUGAAGAGGGGCAGCUAUGCAUUGACGUAUCCCUAAAGAUCAGACAUCGUUCAAAUGGUGCUUUAAUGGAGAAGGAAGAGCUCCAGCAAAUGCUGUUUGGCUUGGAUGAAAAGCGCUUCACACGGAUGACUCCAGCCUUGUUUUUUCUCAUCAAAGAGCUGAAGAACAAACUGAUGGAGCCGUCCUGCACCUCUGCUCAGGAAGUACAGCCACUGUCGGCCAUCAAUGAAGAACCUUCCAAAGUGGUUAAAAGAGCAGAGAGUGAUUAUUUGGAAACAUUGGACCUUCCAUUUCAUUCGUCAUCCUCAAGCCAAGGGUCUCCACGUGAGUUCUUACGACAACUGAAUCGAUUUUUGAAUGUGGUGUUAGAUUACUCCACUGACCAAAGUUCCAGAUCUGUGCUUCACCUUGACAAAGAAACCAUUGAAAGCCUUCCCCAUCACUCACUGAAUAUUUCAAAUGCCUACGUCUUGGAGCUGCUGGUUCAGUCAGAAGAGCCUUUGGUAUUCUUAUUGCCAGAGAAUGCUGAACACUUCUUGGAGCAAAUAAUAGAACACGGAAAUGUUGGGGAAACUGAGGAAAAGAUCCAGCACCUUUUCCUCACCAAGUUGAAGAACACAAUCAGAAAAGUAUUGGAAAUUCCAAUUUUUCAGAAUGAGAAAGUUCUAAAAAAGCUAAUUCAUCUUCUGAAUGAGUGCAACUACCCCUUUCCACUUCCGGAGUUCCCUCAGGUUCACAUCUCACCUCAGGAUGACCAAAAGAAGAUAAAUCGCAGGCGAAAGACCUAUUAUACCUUCUUGUUACUGAAGACAUUACAAACAGUGAAGACAUUUUGGGACAAGAGACAAAAACUUUUUAGGCAAAACAGGAGUGCAACCAAUCGGUCAGUCUGCAAACUGGAAGAGCUCAGCAUUGACUUUGAGCGUUUGUCAUAUGACUGGAUUUUGGUGCCGAAAUUGUACAAUAUACAUAAUUGUGUUGGGUCCUGCAGGAUUCCUUUAACGGGGAAUGUAUCUAACCAUGUUGUCUUACUUAUUAAGAUGCAGGAGCAAGGGCUUCCCACAAAACGAGUGCCGUGUUGUGUUCCAGUGGAGUACUCUGAACUGCUCUUGGCUGUUGUCAAUGACCAAAGCAGCAUGAUUACUGUGUACAAGAACAUGGUGGCAGAGGAGUGUAAGUGCAGAUGACCCAGGCAUGUUGGCAGUUUUGUGAGUCAAAAUAUUAUCAGAAAAGACCGACGUAUAACUUCAUAAUGAACAUUUAUGGUGACAUUUUUCUCAGCUCAGCUCUGUAUUUUCUUACAAUACGUCAUAUGUUAGCUUGAUCAUAUUUUCUAACAGUCCAAUUUGGAUCUUGAUUUACUUGAUCUGUUUUCAAAUGGGUCAGAGAUGGAAAAUUCAAAUAUUUCAUAAAUCCUCAAUGAAAAUUGGUGACAUGGAUUUUGAAGUUAGGAUAGCUGCCUGUCAUUUGGUUUUGAUUUUUUUUUCAAAAUUUAGAUCUAUAUUCUCUUUAGAAAGUAGGCUAAACAAUUUGUUAAAAGCAACAAACCAGUGGAAUUUUUUUAAUUACUGCUAGAUCCAUAAUCAAACCAAGACAAUGAUGAUCUGAAUUUCACAACUGGUCCUCAAAACCAAUCAAUUUAUUCCCAUUUGCUGAAAGGCAGGAAAGUACAUUAAUAGUGGCAGGCCUGAUGUCUCAGUUCCAGAGAAAGUUUGCUGGAGGUGUGUGUGUGUGUGUGUGUGUGUGUGUGUGUGUGUGUGUGUGUGUGUGUGUGUGUGUGUGUGUGUGUGUGUGUGUGUGUGUGUGUGUGUGUGUGUGUGUGUGUGUUUGUAUGUAUAUCUAAAUCACACACAAUAGUGCUUCACAGAAUACCCUAAUAAAUUGAUGUUGGAAACCCACAAAAGUCUAAGGGAAGCAUUACCCGAUAAAAACAAAAUCCUUAACGUUGGACUGAACUCAAUUGCCUGGCUAGAAAGAAGGCCGCAGUUGGUGCAGCCUUGCAUGCAACCCAUGAAGAAGUAACUCCAUGCAAUGGAUUGGAAUAUAUAAUGAUGCUAUAACUGAAAAUACAGACUAAAAAUCAGCUAUGGGCUAAUACAUUUUAUGUACCUGUAUAUCGUGUAACCUUUCUAUAACUUAAUGGCUUAUAUGGAAGUUCUUGAACAACCAACUCUAAAUUAAGUAUUCAUAUUAAUUAGCUUUAUUUUCUGAACUAGUCCCUAUAUCUUCUUCUCAUAAGCUGUUAUUUAAGAGAAUGCUUUUGAAUCGAUGUUUCGUUGUUCAAUUGUAUCUUUGAAGUGGAAUUAAGGUGGAAAGCUAUAAAUCAAGUUUGUGGUUUUGUCAGUACCUUAAUGGGAAGGCAGAUAGCUCUUAGAGGCCACCCACUGUCAGGAGAGGAAGUGUUCCUCUUUGAUACUCUCCAGUAAUCAUCUCAGGACCAGUAACUGCAGCAGGUCGAAACAUGACUCAAAAGAGGAAAACAAUCAUUGUUUAAGGCAGGGAAAAGUUUCUUAAAUAUUUCACAGAAAAUAAUAUGACUUUCUGCCAAUGAAACUGGAAAGGCUCUUGUCCUCGUUGUUAUAUUUGUUUUGUAUUUGGCAUCAUUAUCCAAUAAUUAAUAAUAAAACUUUACUUAUAU